Messenger RNA from Phodopus roborovskii (desert hamster), 3965 nucleotides. RefSeq names its product prenylcysteine oxidase 1 (gene Pcyox1). Gene Ontology annotation, molecular function: prenylcysteine oxidase activity. The coding region runs from base 30 to 1541 and encodes 503 amino acids. Lineage: Eukaryota; Metazoa; Chordata; Mammalia; Rodentia; Cricetidae. The transcript has 6 exons. The record is from RefSeq and is a predicted model, not a curated record. Gene Ontology annotation, biological process: prenylcysteine catabolic process; prenylated protein catabolic process.
CCACUGUCAGUCUGCAGCUGCUGGAGGCCAUGGGACGUGACAUCGUGGUGCUGGUGGGCUUGCUGCUCGGGCUGGUGCUGUGUGAACUGGGCAGCCUGGCGAGCGCCGAGCCCCGGGCCCCGCCAGACAGGAUCGCAAUCGUUGGUGCUGGAAUUGGUGGCACUUCCUCAGCCUAUUACCUUCGGAAGAAAUUUGGAAAGGAUGUGAAGAUUGACGUAUUUGAAAGAGAAGAGGUCGGGGGCCGUUUGGCCACUUUGAAGGUGCAAGGUCAUGACUAUGAGUCAGGGGGCUCUGUCAUCCAUCCUCUAAAUUUGCACAUGAAGCGUUUUGUCAAAGAGCUGGGUCUUUCCAGUGUUCCAACUUCAGGUGGCUUAAUGGGAGUGUACAAUGGAAAGUCUUUAGUGUUUGAGGAGAGCAGCUGGUUUAUAAUCAACAUGAUUAAGCUGGUGUGGCACUAUGGAUUUCAGUCCCUGAGAAUGCACAUGUGGGUAGAAGACUUGUUGGACAAGUUCAUGAGGAUCUAUCGUUAUCAGUCCCAUGACUAUGCCUUCAGCAGUGUAGAAAAGUUAAUGCUCGCUAUUGGAGGGGAUGACUAUGUCCGACUACUUAACCAAACACUCCGUGAAAACCUGCAGAAAGCAGGCUUCUCUGAGACAUUCCUCAACGAAAUGAUUGCUCCUAUCAUGAGGAUCAAUUUUGGUCAAAGCACUGACCUCAAUGCCUUUGUGGGGGCAGUGUCAAUGACAGCUGCUGAUUCCAACCUUUGGGCGGUGGAAGGUGGCAAUAAAGUUGUUUGCUCAGGGCUCCUUCAGGCCUCCAGCAGCAACCUUAUAAGUGGCUCUGUAGUAUCCAUAGAGGAGAAGACAAGGACAAAGCAGACAGGAAAUCCCACAAAGAUGUAUGAAGUGGUUUAUAAAACAGGAUCUGAGACCCAUUCUGAGUUCUAUGAUAUUGUCCUUGUGGCUGCUCCAUUGAACCGAAAGAUGUCUGGCAUAACUUUCCUCAAUUUUGAUCCGCCCAUCGAGGAAUUCAAUGACCCAUAUCAACACCUGGUGACAACUUUCAUUAAAGGAGAACUCAAUUCCACUCUCUUCAGCUCCAGACCUAAGGACCAAUUUGGCCUCUCCACAAUUCUUGUCACUGAUGACUCAGAUAUGUUUAUUAAUAGCCUGUCCAUUGUAGCCUCUGUAAAAGAGAAAGAGGGUCCUGCACGGGCAAUGGGGGGCAUUCAAGUGUGGAGGACCUUCUCUAGGGACAUUCUCACUAAAGAGCAGAUUUCAAAGCUCUUCCUGUCUUAUGAUUAUGCUGCACGGAAGUCAUGGCUGUCCUAUCCGUACUAUGAGCCUCCUCAGAAGUGUCCCUCCAUCAUCCUCCAUGACCGACUCUAUUACCUCAAUGGCAUUGAGUUUGCUGCCAGCUGCAUGGAGAUGAGUGCCAUUGCUGGCUACAAUGCAGCUCUCCUUGCCUACCACCGCUGGAACGGCAAUGAGGACAUGAUUGACCAGGACAACCUGUAUGAGAAACUUAAAACGGAACUGUAACUGAGCACUGACCCUCCCCAGAGCAUCCUGCUCUUGAAGAACUCAAUCAGCAGAGAUGAUUUUGAAUCUUUACCAGCACUCUUCAUCUGGGCCAUGAGAAAACAUAGUGUUCCUGUUUACUGGAGAACAUGAUCUUCAUCCAGAAUGUCUUCACUCUUCCGUUUUGCAGGGAAGUAUAGGACUGAAUAGGAGGAUUGAACCUAAGGCCCUGUGCAUGCUAGGCAGACACUCUAUUACUGAACAGUGCUACAUCCAGCCCUCUUUAUGGUUUUUCUUUUGAUCCUGGGUCUCACUAAGUUGUUCAAGAGGGGUCCUCCUGCCUCAGCCUCCUGAGUACUACCUGGCUUUUAACUGUGUAUGGGACAAUGGCAGAGUUUCCCAGACUUGAAGGGCUUUGUUUUUAAUCUUUUUAUUUCUGUUCGUUUGCUUUGUUUUUUUGAGACAGGGUUUCUCUGUGUUAACAGUCCUGGCUGUGGCUGUCCUGGAAUUGGCUGUGUAGACCAGGCUGGCCUUGUACUCACAGAUCCAUCUGCCUCUGCCUUCCAAGUGCUAGGAUUAAAGGAGUGUGCCACCACCGACUGGUGUUUAAAGAGUCACCUGGAACUUGAUAAAUAUCUGGAUUUGAAUUCAAUGGGCUGGAUGUAGGUGGCCUGAAUUUUCUUCAAAUUGUAGAACAAUUUUUUUUUCUCUUUCUAUUUUUUUCUCCUUUGUGGGAGGGUAUUGAAACUGUCUUACUCUGCACCCCAGGCUGGGACUCAUUAUGUAGCCCAGGCUCUUCUUUGAAUUACAGAAAUCCUCCUGCCUCCCAUGUGCAGGAAUACAGACCAGGCAAUUUACCUUUUUUUUUUUUUUUUUUUUUUUUUUUUAAUGUAAAUGUGCUCAAGCCUGAAGUCAUGACUUUAAGAAUGUGAUUUUUUGAUUGCUUUUGUCUUGGAUAGAUUCAGACAUAGAGAUAUCCUGUUAAGUGGGAACAGGAUAUAGACUAUUAAAUCAAGAAAUUGACACUGUAAUACGAGACCCUCAUAUAAGGAGGUCUGUGAUUUUCUACUUGUGCUAGGGAUUGAACCCAAGACCCUGAGUAUCCCAGGCAAGGACAAGUGCUCUUUCACCGAGAUACAUCCCUAGCCCCAAGAACUUCAGGGCCUCACAUCUAGAGAUUGGGAUUUCCUGGGUUGAAGAUGGGCUCUUGGCACUGUACCUUUGUAAAUCAAGUUCCUAGCCUGUAGCCAAAGGUGAGCAAAUCCUGGAUGUGGUGUGAAAUCUUAGAUGAAGAGCUUUGAGUGCCUUAAAAGUGCUAAGAAACACAAACCAAGACCUCAACAGACCCCAGCCAGAGGUGACUGCUCAGUAGACUCUCUGCAGUGGUCUUCAUGUGGACUAGCACUGCCGCAGAGGCAGCUUGGGUGACCCCAGAGCAGCUGGCCUUAGAACUGGGUCUUCAGAGGGAAUCACUCAGAUGCUGAACAUUCCAGGUGAGAGGCCUGAAAUCUUAAGACAGUGAGGGCCUUUCAGCUAUGGUUGCCUGUGGGAAUCCAGGCUUCUGGUGUAGUCAAAUUCAAGAAAUCUAGCUUUUUGUCCACUGCUCAAGGGCACCAGUGACUAAUAUUAAGAGGAAACAAAGUAAUUUUGCCUGUCUUGGUGGUACAUGCCUGUAAUCUCAGUACUUUUAUGGCAGAAGCAAGAGGCUCAAGAGUUCAAGGCCAGUCUGGGCUACACCCUGUCUCAAGGAACAAAAACCAACUCUCUUCACUGGAUUAUAGCACUGCAUUAGCAAAGUGUUCUAAGAAAAUAUUGAUUCUUAAAAAUUAUUUUUCCCCCCCUGGGGGCUAGAGGAUGGCUCAGAGGUUAAGAGCACUGACUGCUCUUCCUUAGGUCCUGAGUUCAAUUCCCAGCAACCACAUGGUGGUUCACAACCAUCUGUAAUGAGAUCUGGUUACUUCUUCUGGCCUGCAGGCAUACAUGCAGGCAGAACACUGUAUACAUAAUAAAUAAAUAAAUCUUUAAAAAAAUUGUACAGCUGUAGGUAUUAAUAAUGUGUAGAGAAAGCAGCCAUGAUAUAUUUGGUAUGAGGAAUUAAACUCAUAGUUUAUCAAAAGGUUGGCAUUUUUCCUGAUAUGUUCAGAGACAUUUGUAUUUUUUCCUGUUGUGGUUUUAAUGAACAUAGUUUGUCAAGAAUAUAAGAACACUGUUGUGGAUUUGGUACAGUGGCUCCUCAUCUGAGGAGUGUUUCAUGACUCCCAGUGGGCAACUGGAGCUAGGAAGCAGUGAGCCCCAUAUGUUUUAUUUUCCACAGGUAUAAUAUACUUGUGAUAAAGUUUUAAUUUAUAAAUUUGGCACAGUAAAAGAUUAACAACAUUAAUUGUAAGAUAGAAAAAAAAAUGUAACAAUUUACCAUGAUGGAAAUCAAUUAAAACUUAGAACUUA